AUGGAGCGGGCUCCCCAGGGAGUGGCCCAGGAGGAGCUGCAGUGGUGCAUUUCGCAGCUGGAGGCAGAUCUCCACCUCUCCCCACCCCCAAAACCAGCAGAGGAGACUCAGCACAUUCUUAAGCUCCUGUGCUCCCCUGAGACUCCUCUUGCAAAGAAGCAACAAGUGAUGAGUGAUGUGCUUGGAGAUUAUCGUCUCAGGAUGGCCGAGGGUCAGAAGAGCAUGAAGAAAGCAGGCGUGAAACCUGGUGCUGUGGAAGUACAGCAAAGCAAUGGGCAGGCUGAUGGUGGUGUGAAACAGUCUGACCCAAUCCCUGAGGCAAAGUCAGAGUUGUUCACAUCCUCUGGCAGCAGCUUCCAAUUUGAUUUUACACUUGCUGAGACUGACCCUGGAGCAGACCCUGGUGACAGUGGUGCUGAGCAGCAGUCAGAUGAUCAGCUGCAGAGAGAGGUGAACUGGUGUGUGGAACAGCUGGAACUUGGCUUGAAGACACAGAAACCCACUCCAAAGCAGGCUGAGGAGGCUCUCCGGGCAAUCAGGACACUGCGCAGUGACAAAGCUCCACUGGUGAAGAAACGUCAGCUCAUGAGAGCCAUGUUUGGAGACUACAGGAAGAAGAUGCAGGAAGAGCUGUCCAGAGAGCUAAAGCUCAUGGAAACAGCUGCAAAAUCCGCCAGGAUUGUGGAGGUGAAGGGAAGCAUCCGCAGGAAGAAUGGCCAGUUCAUCCGGAA
Molecule: messenger RNA, 731 nt
Organism: Acanthisitta chloris (rifleman)
Lineage: Eukaryota; Metazoa; Chordata; Aves; Passeriformes; Acanthisittidae
Product: chromosome unknown open reading frame, human C8orf33
Exons: 7
Source: RefSeq, a predicted model, not a curated record